This is a messenger RNA of Pungitius pungitius (ninespine stickleback), 4971 nucleotides long. RefSeq names its product kelch-like family member 5 (gene klhl5). Gene Ontology annotation, molecular function: protein binding. The coding region runs from base 206 to 2680 and encodes 824 amino acids. NCBI's taxonomy places the organism in Eukaryota, Metazoa, Chordata, Actinopteri, Perciformes, Gasterosteidae. The record is from RefSeq and is a predicted model, not a curated record. The transcript has 13 exons.
GUCUGGCUGAUGGUGAUGAUGAUGAUGAUGAUGAUGCCUCUCUGCUACCGAAUGCCUGUGGCUUGCACUGGCAGAAAUGUCACAUUAAUUUGUCCCCGUAGCAAAUGUUUGUGGUUCGGUUUGUGCAUGAGAGAGCUUUUGGCACUGACGUUCCAACUCUGGGUGGACGUCUCUCUCCCUCUCCCUCUCCCUGUUCAUAUACUGGAUGUUGCGCGCACUACAUUCAGUCGCGGUUGACGGCGCGCUCUGCUGCACGGCAGUGUACCGUUUAGACGGCGGAGCGCCACGGGCUCUCCCACGCCAUUUCCUCGUGCCGAGCCCUGGAAUGUCGAGCAGCGGCUCGGGCUCUUCCUCGCGGAAGGAGUUCGAUGUGAAGCAGAUCCUCAGGAUCCGAUGGAGGUGGUUCGGUCACCCCGCGGUCCCUCCGCCUCACUCCCCGCCGAUAGGAGACUACUUCGCCGGGCGGAGAGCGGGCAGCAGCUGCGGAGACGGGGCAUCAGUCAGCGGCUGUGACGAUCCCAAAUCCGCCAGCGCGACCCCCGGGGCCGGAGGGCACAGCGGGCUGGUGGCCAGCGGCAGCGCCGGGUCGAACCUGUGUAACGGAAGCAACAGAAAGUUUGCUGAUCCGACGGGAAACCGGGGCGGACCGGGGGCAGCAGCGGGAGCGACGGGGAGCUCCUGCACCCGCUCCGUCAGUCAGCCGGAGUGCAGGAGCCCCGCCGCGGCGCUCACGUGGAUCUCCCCGCCACCUCACCGUCGUUCCCGACCCGUGACGGGCAUGGAGCCCCCCGGGGAGGCUCCGGUCCCCCCGCUGGGACCUGAGCCAGCCGCUCGUGUCGGGGAGGGAGAGGAGGCGGCGGCGGCGGCGGCACCAGCCGCAUCGGGCACCGAUGACCCCCAGCAGGAAACUGACUCCAGCUCGUGCAGGACGUCUAACAGCAGCGCCACGCUGUCCUCGUGCGUGUCGCUGGAGCCAUGCGCGUGUCCAGAGGAGUGCACGUUCACCGCUCUGUCCCACGCCGACAUCACCUUCCGCAAGAUGGAGGGCUACCUGAGGUCCCGGCAGCUGUGUGACGUGGUUCUGGUGGUGGGAGACAGGCGGAUACCUGCACACCGGCUGGUGCUCUCAUCCGUGUCCGACUACUUUGCGGCCAUGUUCACCAGCGACGUGAGGGAGGCCAAGCAGGACGAGGUGAAGAUGGAAGGAGUGGACCCCGAUGCGUUGUGGGUUCUGGUGCAGUAUGCAUAUACAGGCCGGCUGGAUUUGAGGGAGGACACCAUUGAGUCCCUGCUGUCGGCCUCCUGCCUGCUGCAGCUGUCCUCGGUGGUUCAGGCUUGCUGCUCCUUCCUCAUGAAGCAGCUCCACCCGUCCAACUGUCUGGGCAUCCGCUCCUAUGCCGACGCUCAGGGCUGCAGUGACCUGCAGCGGGCCGCGCACGCCCACACCAUGGAGCACUUCUUAGAGGUGGUGGGAGGCCAGGAGUUCCUGUUGCUCCCAGAGGAGGAGAUGGAGAGGCUCAUCACGUCGGAUGAUGUCAACGUGCCAGACGAGGAGACCAUGGUGACGUCUUUGCUGACGUGGGUUCGCCAUGAUGCCGCCACGCGACAGCGACACCUGCCCUUGCUGCUGGCUCACAUCCGACUGCCUCUGCUCCACCCACAGUUCCUGGCAGACCUGGAGUCCAACCCUCUGCUGCGGGACAGCAUGGAGUGCCAGCGACUGCUGAUGGAGGGCAUGAAGUAUCACCUCUUGCCGCAGCGCCAGCCGCUGCUCCAGAGUCCGCGCACCCGGCCCCGCAAGGCCACCGUCGGGGCCAUGUUCGCUGUGGGGGGAAUGGACGCUACCAAAGGUGCGACCAGUAUCGAGCAGUACUGCCUGCGGCGGGACACGUGGAGGCAGGUGGCCACCAUGAGUGGACGGAGGCUGCAGUUUGGUGUCGCUGUCCUCGACGGCCGUCUCUACGUGGUGGGCGGCCGAGAUGGACUCAAGACCCUCAACGCUGUGGAGUGUUACAACCCUCACAGCAAGGCCUGGAGCGUCAUGCCUCCCAUGUCCACACACAGGCACGGCUUAGGCGUCGCCGUCCUGGAGGCGCCCAUGUACGCUGUAGGAGGACACGAUGGCUGGAGCUACCUCAGCACAGUGGAAAGGUGGGACCCCCAAGCUCGCCAGUGGAGCUUCGUUGCAAGUAUGGCAACACCCAGAAGCACCGUGGGAGUAGCUGUACUCAACAGAAAGCUGUAUGCAGUUGGAGGUCGUGACGGAUCUUCCUGCCUGCGUUCAGUGGAGUGUUUCGACCCCCACACCAACAGGUGGACCGGUUGUGCUCCCAUGGCUAAAAGGCGUGGAGGUGUGGGCGUGGCCACGUGGCAUGGCUUCCUCUACGCCAUCGGAGGUCAUGACGCUCCGGCCUCAUCACUUGCAUCUCGGCUAAGUGACUGUGUGGAAAGGUAUGACCCUCAGACAGAUGUGUGGACAGCAGUUGCCCCCAUGAGCAUCAGCAGAGACGCCGUAGGCGUUUGUCUCCUUGGCGACCGCCUUUACGCAGUGGGUGGUUAUGACGGGCAGGUGUAUCUCAACACUGUAGAAGCCUACGACCCUCAGACUAACGAGUGGACACAGGUGGCACCUCUGUGUGUGGGCCGGGCGGGGGCAUGCGUGGUGGCCGUCAGACUGUAAAGAAAAUGCGCAACGCGUCUCAGGUCGUCGGCGCUCCCCCCCUUUGUGGUCGCUGGAGGAAACCCGUCUGCCCGACAGCACGCGGGGGAGCCAGAGACUCGGCCGCCUCUCGUUCUUUUAGUUGUUUCCGGUUAGGGUCAAAACCGUCCGUCUGCUUUCUGAUGAAGUCUUCGUGUUUGAUAACUUCGGCCACAGGAGUGAACCGCUGCCAUGAUGAAGUCUGCUGUGGUUAUCCCAGCAUGACGGAACACCUGCAUCGCAGACUCUGCACUUUUUUUUACCUUGUCUUGUUAGUUUGUUCCUGUAGACACGGACACACACACACACACACACACACACGGGGUUGCUUUCAGCUUCUAUUCCUGCUGACAGGUGGGAGAGACGUAAAUGAGAUUGUCAAGACCGUUGAGUUGCCUCAUCAUUUUACGCUCUCGCUUCUAACAAUAUCUGAUAGCGUGUUAUGUUAUCGAUGCUAUUUUCACGUAUUCUGUAUUAUUUCAUUUGGCAGUUGGCGAGUUGCUCUUCUCUUUCUUUCCCUUCCUCGCUGGCAUAUGAAAGAAAGACUUUUGACAUAAUCAGCACAACCUCCACAGCUACACUGUGAGAAACUGUGAUGCUCUUUAUUCUUAUCAGUCAGAUAUGUAUCAUUGGCCUUUUAUCUAAUGUUUCUGUGUGUAUGUGUGCAUCAGCCCACAUCUGAAGCAUACGGUGUACUGUGAUGUGUGAUUUAUUGUAGAUUAUUACAUGAGCCGCUGUGGAAAAUGAUCCAAUUAUUCAGCAAUUUUCAUGUGUUUUCUUUACUUUUGCUUUUGCCAUUGUUUACAUAAUUGUGAUACAUUAAGCUCUAAUACCAGUUUUAUACUAUGAGUUUUUUACAAUAUAUUAUUUUUUUAUUUUUAUUUCUCUCAGCACUCAAGUCAGCUCUUUACAGGUUUGGUUUCAUAGUGUGUCAGGUGAGCAUUUCUGUCCUACCUGCUGUUUCUCUGUUGUUUUUCUGUGUGUGCGUGCGUGUGUGCGCGUGUGUUUCGGAAUUUGAAAGCAGUAUAUUUUUAUCUCAAAUGAGAAUCGUACCCUCCCCACAUUUUCAAUUCCCUGCUGCCUUCUUUUCAUUCUCAUUUUCCCAUUUCAUCGGGCACCACACACACAAAUGCACAAAUACACGCACCACUAAGUUCUGGAGCAGAAUUGGAUUCCCAGACAAAAGGAACAACAGAGCAUAUAAUGAGACCAUGAAUUUAAUAACGUUGAUUCUGCCGGCGCCGUUGUUUUGUUUGAUGUCAAGUUCAUAGCGUUAUUAGAUUUUAUGCCGCUGCAGACAAAGUAUGAGACAUGAUUCUGAAAUGAAUCAUUUGAAACAAACUCAUAUGUUCACAUUUGAGGGCUUGUUUGAGUAAACUUAACCUCAAGAAUACAAAGAUGCUGACUACAGCAUCAAUACAGACCCAGUACAAUCAUUUUAUACUGCAUACUUAAUUGUGUGUUUCCUUAUUGUGGCUUCUCUAGUGUCUAUGUGUGUGUGUGUGUGUGUGUGUGUUUGUUAAGAAUACAGGAAAUAAACCCCUGACAGUCAGAGGCAAAGCAGGCAUCCUGUCUGAAUUGACAGAUCUAGAGCUAAUGUAGCCCCCAGGAUGUGCUUCACAAACACACACACACGGUCAUAUUACAUACACACAAUCACACAUACACACACACUCUUGUACACACACACUUAACCCCUGAGCUUAAAGCCAAGUGCCCCGUGAGCAAGUGAGCAUUGAAAAGCCUCCCAGAUCUGCCGGCAUGAACAUCUAAAAAGCAGGGCUAGCGAUUCCCCCGCAGCCGAACUGAUGCUGGUUUAAUCGUGACGCACCGCUGCAUUAUUCCAUUUCCUGCCUCCUUCAAACCAGCUGUUUAUUUACCACAGUAAUCUCUCUGGAUCAGAACAGGAGAAGUGUGUCACCUCCACUGUGUAAAGGUAGUCAGAGAGGUUAAAGACGGAGACAGAUAUUCCAAACAAACUAUAUAUUUUGUAAAUAAUAUGUACAUGAAUACAUAUAUCUGUAUGUAGUCUUAUUGUAUUAUGAUGUAUAUUUCACAGGGUCCCCUAACUCUACCAUGUGUUGUUGUGCGUUUCCUUUUGUACCAUGAAUUGAGAUGAAGAGGUAUGAUAAAAAGACGGCGGGUGAGAAAUGGUACAGCUGCUCAUCUCCUCUUUUUGUAUUAGAAUAUUACACCAUGAUGUAUGUACAAUAUAUACUGCCGUACCAUGCUGUCAUUGGUCUUUUAUACAUUAAAGUCGAGACGUGGUUCAA